AUGGGCACCUAUGGGCAUACCACAGAGAAGCCAGAGCUGGGAUUGGGGAACGUGCAGCCCGGCUCGAAUCCGGAUUGGGUUGACACAUUCUUGAGGCCCUGGCUUUGGAAGCUGUACCGGAAGCUCACCCCUGACAUCAAAGCUGACAUCAAGAAGCGGAAGAGGCUUUCGGAUCAUGAGAUGGUGAAGGUGACAUUUGUCGAGGGCCAACGGAAGGUGACGGGUGGCAAAGACCUGACAUCCUCCAGUGCCUAUCCUGCCGACUUUGGGAAGGUGGUAUGUGCCCUUCACUCUGAGUGGCUGGCUACUGACCCGGAAAUGCCAGACCUCGCUAUGCUUUUGCAAUUUGGGUACCAGGAUCCUGGUGGGGACUGGAGCCACGCGGACCUCGAGACCAUCAAGACGUUCUUGGAGGAGGCCAUUACUGAGGGGGAAUUCCGCCCCAAUGGUGAGAGCUUCGAUAUCGAGGCCGAAAUGCAGCAGAUCUACUUGUGGCAUGCAAUGCUAGGUGAUGCUUCCUCGGUGCCCGAGCAACCAGCCGAGGUGCCAGGCAACCCUAGGAAGGACUUGUCCGGUGAGUUUGCCAAAGCUGCUUCUGACAAAGCUGCUGGUGCUCUUAUGGCUUCCCCUCAAAUCAAGAGCCCGUUCCACAAGAAGAUUAAGCUCGACGAUCACCUGGAAACCCUCACUGACAAUGCUUUGGCGGAGACCCAGCCGGACGAGUUUGUUGGCGAUCAAAAGCCCUCCCUGCCGAAGCCCCCUCUGUUCUCAGAUGUGCAGAGAAAGCCUGAAUCCCCGAUGCCUGAGUCCGAACCCCGUUCUAAGACCUCGGACAUCUCAGCACAGGCUACAGCAGAGGAAUCCCAAGGCAAUGGGCCCCCAGAAGCAGCCAAGAUCUCCGUUGAUCCCCCCGAAGCUCCUGAUCACAAGAAUAAGGGAACUCCGAAGCAGAACCCUAGUGAGGGCACACCAGCAGAGGCUACAGCAAAGGAAUCCCGAGGCAAUGAGUCCCAGAAGCAGAAUCCUGAUCCCCCUGGUCCCAAUGACAGCCGGGUUGGUGCACCUGUAGCGGAGCACGCAGCUCAAGUGGCACUUGACCUUGUUGCACAUGGCCGUAUGCCAAGGCAUGUGGAUACACAGGAUACCAUCCCCCUCAACCGUGGGCACUCGAUUGUGUCUGACUUUCAGCAGGCUAUGGUGUUGGGUCACACGGCCGACCCUGUGCUAGACAUGGCACACACUCUCCAAGCGCGGGGCAACAUAGACAUGUUUGUUCCAGCCGAGUCUACCUGUCUGGACAUGCAGCAAAGCCCGGGCAAGCUUUCAGAGUGGGUUUAUCGGCACGGUGAUGCCGAUGCUUCAGGGAGGGCCUUCGAGGUUCUCAAGUGGACUCGACUGGUUGCUGCCAAGUACAACGGGGCUUUUGAGGCUCAGGACAGUGGAUCCGGACCAUUGGCUAGAAGCCUUCACGAGACGUGUCUUUCCAUGCUAGGCUUGCAGAAGGAGUACGAGGAAGCUAAGGCUCUAUUCCUCAAGUACAGCAACAUCAUCGUGAAUGUUGGUGCUACCAAAAAGCAGCAAGUGCAAGGCAAGGGCUUCUCGGCGGAGGUCACGCAGAGCAAGCUUGACCAGAUCGACAAGUGGGUUAGUCAGAAGCUGGAUGAGAAGGACCUCUCCCAGCAGGAGGUGUGCAAGAAACUGGAUGGUUAUGUUGCCACCUUCUCUGAGACAGUCCUGAUGCUUGUUGCAAACGCCGAGUCCGAGUACCAGAGCACAAACAACAGUAGCCUACCCGAAGAGGACGAGGAGGCUUUGUGUAUGGACUUGGACAAUCAUCUAAACCUGCAGCUGCAGGAGAAGGAGGUGCCUCCACCUUCUGACACUGCCAGCACGUCUGCCCUUGCAUCGCCCGCUGCGAUGCCACGUGCCGAGAACCCACCGGAGAGCACAGAGGCUGCAGUGCCCACGAAGCCUUCUCCAAAGCAGGAGCUCCGCAAAACGAAGGUCGAGCCUCAGGAGUUUCAGACGGAGGAGGAGCGCUUGGCGUGGGAGGCCAAGGAAGCCAAACGACUCAGACACAAUGCCCGUGUCCGCUUCGACAGUGCGGACUGUCCGCCGGUGGUCCUCGAGAAAUUGGGGGAGCUCCAGGGACAACCCAAUCGCCUCAAAACACUUUCUGUGUGGUUUCAGCAGUGGCUUGAAGCCGAUGAAGACUGGGCGAAGACUCAGCUCGUGAUUGAUGCGGUUCGUGUGAAUGAAGAAUCGAUCAAAGCCAACGAAUGCAUGAAGACGUUCAAGACUCUCGUCGAGCUUCACGGCAAGAAGGUGGCGAUUGAGUUCGAGCUCAGCGAGACCAACAAGACCAGUGCAGGCUUCCACUCCGAAGGCAACAUUUCGUCCCAGGCUGCAGGCCAGCUUGCGCCGAUCUUGAUGCCGAACAAUGCUGCUACCGGUGGCACUGGUCGGGAUGUCCUGUCCAUGCUCCAGAAGAGCAGCUCCACCGAUUCCUUGAAGGGCGGACAGAAAGGGGAGGGCAAGGGCGAGAAGCUGACAAAAGUGAACCCCAACAGUGUUGCAAAAAAACUGAAUGUGAAGAUACAAGCACUGGCCAGCAAGAUGACCGAGAUUAUAGUCUGGUCUACGGAAUUGUCCGACUCAUCCCUGUCACAGAAAGCGAAGGACAACUACCAGGAGGAGCUGGAUGGCCACAAGAACCAGUUCAGUCGCAUCAAAGGGGAACUCGAGGGUUUGUACAGCAUUCACAACAAAACGAAGGAUGUUGACAUGAGUGAGGAAACCAAAGACAGCAUUCAGAGCUUGCUUGAACGUGCAGAUGCAGUGGUGACAAACUUCACGGGAGCCAUGAAGCCUCUGAAGAUGACUCUGGAGCCUUUAAUGCAGAGAGCCCUGUACGUGUGUGUGUGUGCAUCAAGCGCUAGGCAACCCCUGAGACACAUGUACAUGUACAUAUAUCAUUUUAAACUGAUGAUAUAA
Molecule: messenger RNA, 2994 nt
Organism: Symbiodinium sp. CCMP2456
Lineage: Eukaryota; Dinophyceae; Suessiales; Symbiodiniaceae
Source: the annotation of a GenBank genome assembly